Messenger RNA from Nematolebias whitei (Rio pearlfish), 1292 nucleotides. RefSeq names its product echinoderm microtubule-associated protein-like 3. Gene Ontology annotation, biological process: microtubule cytoskeleton organization. Gene Ontology annotation, cellular component: mitotic spindle. Gene Ontology annotation, molecular function: microtubule binding. The record is from RefSeq and is a predicted model, not a curated record. Lineage: Eukaryota; Metazoa; Chordata; Actinopteri; Cyprinodontiformes; Rivulidae.
AUGACGUGUCGGCAGACGGCAGUGCUGAUUUUCCUGACCGGGCCUCCAUGAUGGAGGUGCGUCUGCAGGCACAGGAGGAUGAGAUCACGCUGCUGAAAGCCUCCCUGGCUGCUGCCCUACGUAGGAUUCACAUCCAUGAUCAGCUCCUCCCGUUACUGAAGCAGCAGCUGAUAGCAGUGAACCCGAGUGCUGCACAUAUGCUGAACCAAGUGUGUUGCUCAGAUGGUUGCACCCAGAGCAAAAAGGUCCCAGCCAGUGAUGGGAUUCGCCACCCUGCACCCUCUACUAGCAAACGGGCAGACAACAUGGUGAACAAUACUAAUGGCCAUGUAGGAGGUCCAAUGUCCAUGGAGAUCCAAAACAAACCAACAGUGGACAUGUCCACUCAGACAGAGCCCACCGUGUUGUUGCAAGACGCCGAGCAGAACCGGGUCCCACUUGCAAGACAGGCCCAGAGUCUGCAGCUUGAGGACGCGCUCUGUCCAGGUGUUGAGGAGACCCGGGCCAAGCUCCAUCGUGUCCCUGGUAUAGAAGAAGAGGAACGGGAUCAGGAAGAAGGAGGAGGAGAUCAACAAACAGAAGGGACUUGGACCUCCUCAGUGGAGGAGCCUAUCGAGCCCUCCACCAUCAGAUGCCUUCAGAGGGAGGACUUUCAGGAUGGAGGCUCCUUUCUGGACAAUUCAGGCUCUGCCCCAGGCUCGCUUAGAGGAUCCGACCCAAGCCUGAACUCACGCUCCGGACCCCUGUCCCCCAUUCAGGAAGGACACAAGACGCUAGUUCGCAUAAACAGUGAGAAACUGACGGACCCAGAGAAGCAGAAGAAGCGUCUGUACAAAAAGGCAGCAUCUUCGACCAACCUGCUGAGCCGCUCCCCCAGCCUGGAGAAUCGGGCCAAGGAUCUGAUUGCAAGUGCAGGAUCCCCUGGUUCAAAAAGAGGAACCUACAGUCAAGGACAGUCGAUCAAAAUGUUCAUUAGGGGGCGACCCAUAACCAUGUAUAUCCCCUCCAACAUCCAGAACUACGAUGACCUGAAGAUGGAGGAGCCCUCAGAGAGACUGAAGCUGGACUGGGUCUACGGUUACCGGGGUCGGGACUGCCGAGCCAAUUUAUACUUCCUCCCAACAGGCGAGGCGGUGUAUUUCAUCGCCUGUGUCAUCGUGCUUUAUCACAUCAACAACCGCACACAGCGCCACUAUCGCAAACACACAGACUGCAUCCGCUGUCUAACCCUACAUCCUAACAAAGUGCGUGUGGCAUCUGGCCAGGCAGCCGGUGUGGAUAAAGAUGGGAAG